GAGGCGAGGCUGCAGCUCCUGCUCCAACACUAGCACCAGUACCAGCUCACUCGCAGCAUGUGACAGCACCCGGCUGCUCUGCUACUUCUAAUCCUCGCUUUUAACACCCGGGGGGGUCAAAGCAACAAAACAAAACCCAAACCAACCAUCGGUCGCGACUGAUGCAACUAAAAAUAGGUGCUGAGAGUGCAACAAUGCAAACAUUGGUUUCACUGCCCACCUACCUUCAGGUGUUUAGGGCACAGCGAAGAGAUUUCUAGAGAAAGCCAAAUUUUGGUUUCAAACAGCUUCUUGGAGAGGCAGAAAAAAAAAGAACUUCUUGUUUAUUGUACUUGGGACCCGGACUUUAAAAGAAGAAAAAAAAAGGACAGGUUAUCAGGACUUUAAGCAAUUCUAAACACGGUGAUAGCCAAGACCUGGUGAGCUUGAAUAGGGCGAGUAUGAUCUUCCCCCAGCCAACCCCUCAGUGAUUCUCAUGACUGUCAGUGACAGCUUGAUGGAUGCUUGAAAGGAAAUCAAUAUCUGGCGUUGUAUGCGGCGCCGUCUGUUGAAUCAUCCAGGCUGUUGUGGUCGAACGAUCCGAAGCUAUUCGGUGACAAGAUAAUUCAUUUGGUUUGGCUGCAUUCGUUCACACCCGGAGCCUCCUAUGGUGGUGAUAGAAAAGGCGCUGGUGAUACGUGUUAUUGUCUGGGAACUGGCCUCGGUGAGUUUGCAGGGAUUGUAGCAACCGCUGCCCUGCAAAUCUCAGCACACACGACUACCCAGGCACCGGGACAGAAAGAGAAAAAAAGUUGGGAGAGAAGGUCGGUGGCUUUCGGAAGGCGGAUUUGAAACGAACCGUUCGUAUUUAUCCACCUUCGGCUUUCGUUUUAAACGUUCCUUGUUCGUGUGUGCGUUUUGUUUAAGAUCGAAGUUUAUCUCUUCCCGAUGGCAGCGAUAAGUGGGUUUGGAUUUAGGGGGAUUUUCCUGUGGUUUCUCCUUGUGAUCGGGACGAGUACUUGGGAAGAAGUUGCUGGCCAAGUUUGCCCGAAUCGCUGUACCUGCGCUGGGACGGCUGUGGACUGCCACGGACUGGGGCUGCGCUCCGUUCCUAAAAGCAUCCCCAGGAAUACCGAGAGACUGGAUUUGAACGGGAACAACAUCACAAGGAUCACCAAAUCAGCUUUUUCGGGAUUAAGACAUAUGCGAGUUCUACAGCUCAUGGAAAACCAAAUAACUACUAUUGAGAGGGGAGCGUUCCAGGAUCUAAAGGAGCUGGAGAGGCUCCGCCUGAACAGAAACAAUCUGCAGGUUUUGCCUGAGUUACUUUUUCUGGGAACUCCAAAGCUCUACAGACUUGACUUGAGUGAAAACCACAUUCAUGCAAUCCCAAGAAAGGCCUUCCGAGGAGCAGUUGACAUUAAAAAUUUGCAACUGGAUUACAACCAGAUCAGCUGCAUUGAGGAUGGAGCAUUCAGGGCUUUGCGUGACCUGGAAGUGCUUACUAUUAACAAUAACAACAUCUCUCGACUCUCAGUGGCGAGUUUCAACCACAUGCCCAGGCUAAGAACCUUCCGCCUCCAUUCAAACAACCUGUUUUGUGACUGCCAUUUAGCAUGGCUUGCUGAUUGGCUGCGGCAGCGCCCGCGGGUUGGGCUUUACACUCAGUGCACGGGUCCUAGUCACCUGAGGGGCCACAAUGUUGCCGAGGUACAAAAGAAGGAGUUUAUUUGCUCUGGCCCCCAGAGUUCGAUGGCACAGUCUUGCAGUGUCCAUUCCAAGUCCUGCCCAGCUGUCUGCACAUGCAGCAACAGCAUUGUGGACUGCCGCGGCAAGGGCCUCACUGAGAUAUCAAGCAAUCUUCCGGAAAGCAUCACCGAAAUACGUCUGGAACAAAACUCAAUCAAGUCUAUCCCCCCUGGAGCCUUCUCACCCUAUAAGAGAUUGCGAAGAAUUGACUUGAGCAACAAUCACAUUUCUGAAAUUGCACCAGAUGCUUUCCAGGGAUUGAGAUCACUUAACUCUCUUGUGCUCUAUGGAAAUAAAAUCACAGAGUUGCCGAAAGGCCUCUUUGAGGGACUCUUCUCUCUGCAGUUGCUGUUGCUGAACGCCAAUAAGAUUAACUGUCUGCGAGUGGAUGCUUUUCAGGAUCUCCAUAACCUAAACCUCCUCUCCCUGUACGACAACAAGUUACAGACCAUUGCCAAAGGCACUUUUGCUCCUCUGCGUGCCAUCCAGACAUUGCAUUUGGCUCAGAACCCAUUUAUUUGUGAUUGCCACCUGAAAUGGCUUGCGGAUUAUCUCCACGCCAACCCCAUUGAAACAAGUGGUGCUCGCUGCACUAGUCCCCGCCGCCUGGCAAACAAGAGGAUCGGGCAGAUCAAGAGCAAGAAGUUCCGCUGCUCAGGCACAGAGGAUUACAGAGCUAAACUCAGUGGGGACUGCUUCAUGGAUCUCGCUUGUCCUGAAAAGUGCCGAUGUGAGGGAACCACUGUCGACUGCUCCAAUCAAAGACUGGCCAAAAUUCCUGAUCACAUCCCUCAAUACACUGCGGAGUUGCGUCUUAACAACAAUGAAUUUACAGUGCUGGAAGCUACCGGGAUUUUCAAGAGGCUCCCUCAGCUCCGCAAAAUAAACUUAAGCAAUAAUAAGAUCACAGAUAUUGAAGAGGGAGUGUUUGAGGGGGCUUCAGGUGUGAAUGAAGUCCUGCUAACUGGAAAUCGUCUGGAAUCUGUGCAUCGAAAAAUGUUCAAAGGACUGGAUAGUCUUAAGACUUUGAUGCUGAGAAGCAACAAAAUCAGCUGUGUCAGCAAUAACACGUUCACGGGCCUGAGCUCCGUUCGUCUGCUAUCACUCUAUGACAAUCAAAUAACUACCAUUUCUCCAGGAGCAUUUGAUACUCUUCACUCUCUAUCCACACUAAAUCUUCUAGCUAAUCCUUUUAACUGCAAUUGUUACCUGGCCUGGCUGGGGGAAUGGUUGAGAAAGAGACGCAUUGUGACGGGGAACCCUCGCUGCCAAAAGCCCUAUUUCCUGAAGGAGAUUCCCAUUCAAGAUGUAGCAAUCCAGGACUUCACAUGUGAUGAUGGAAAUGAUGACAACAGCUGUUCACCUCUUGCCCGCUGCCCUGCAGAAUGUACUUGCUUGGACACUGUGGUUCGUUGCAGUAACAAGGGUCUCAAAGUCUUACCCAAGGGCCUCCCCAAGGAUGUUACAGAACUGUACUUGGAUGGAAAUCAAUUUGUGAUGGUGCCCAAGGAACUCACCAACUACAAGCACUUAUUACUUAUUGAUUUAAGUAAUAACAGAAUCAGUACAUUGUACAACCAAAGCUUCAGCAACAUGUCAGAGCUCCUGACUUUGAUUCUCAGUUAUAACCGGCUCAGAUGUAUCCCUGUUCGGGCUUUUGAUGGUUUGAGAUCCCUGCGUUUGUUGUCAUUGCAUGGGAAUGAGAUAUCAGCGAUUCCUGAAGGAGCUUUCAAUGACCUCUCAUCAUUGUCACAUUUGGCCCUUGGUGCCAACCCUCUGUACUGUGACUGUAACAUGCAGUGGUUGUCCGACUGGGUCAAGUCAGGCUACAAAGAACCAGGCAUAGCUCGUUGUGCUGGACCUGGUGACAUGGCAGAUAAACUCUUGCUUACCACUCCCUCAAAGAAAUUUGAAUGUCAAGGCCCUAUUGACAUCAACAUUCUAGCCAAGUGUAACCCCUGUCUUUCCAACCCCUGUAAAAAUGAUGGCACUUGCAAAAAUGACCCUGUGGAUUUCUACAGGUGCACCUGUCCUUAUGGAUUCAAGGGACAGGAUUGUGAUGUUCCAAUCCAUGCCUGCGUUAACAGUCCUUGCCAAAAUGGCGGAACCUGCAAUCUGAAAGAGGGAGAAAAAGACGCAUUCUGGUGCUCGUGUUCUGAUGGAUUUGAAGGUGAAAACUGUGCAGUAAAUAUUGAUGACUGUGAGGACAACGAUUGCGAGAAUAAUUCCACCUGCAUUGAUGGAAUCAACAACUACACCUGCCUCUGUCCACCUGAAUACACAGGUGAACUAUGUGAAGAGAAACUGGACUUCUGUGCCCCGGAGCUGAACGCCUGCCAGCACGACUCCAAAUGUAUCAUGACUGUCAAGGGAUUCAAAUGUGAGUGCACACCAGGCUACGUUGGAGAACACUGUGACAUUGACUAUGAUGACUGUCAGGAGAACAAGUGUAGAAACAAUGCACAGUGUAUCGAUGCAGUCAAUGGGUAUACCUGCAUUUGUCCAGAAGGCUACAGUGGAUUGUUUUGUGAAGUGGCCCCUCCAAUGGUUUUGCCACGCACCAGCCCCUGUGAUCAUUUUGAAUGCCAGAAUGGAGCGCAGUGCAUUGAGAUUGGAAAUGAGCCUGUUUGCCAGUGCUUACCUGGAUAUGAGGGCGCCAAGUGUGAAACAUUAGUCAGUGUGAACUUCGUGAACAGAGAUUCUUACCUACAGAUUCCUUCACCAAACGUUCAUCUACAGCCCAAUAUCUCUCUCCAGGUUGCUACAGAUGAAGACAAUGGGAUCUUGCUGUACAAAGGAGAUAAUGAUCACAUAGCUGUGGAGCUCUUCCGUGGGCGUGUACGUGUUAGUUAUGACACAGGUAUAUAUCCAGCAUCUGCCAUUUACAGUGUGGAAACAAUUAAUGAUGGUAACUUCCACAAUCUGGAACUGGUGGCAGCUGAUCAGAUGUUGAGUUUGGUGAUUGAUGGAGGAAAUCCGAAGAGUAUCAACAACCUAGCCAGACAAUCCACACUUAAUGUGGACUCCCCUCUCUAUGUUGGAGGUAUGCCCAUCAGGACCAACUUGGCAGCUUUGCGCCAAGGACCAGGUCAGAAUGGUACCAGCUUCCAUGGCUGCAUCCGCAACUUGUAUAUCAACAAUGAACUGCAGGAUUUCAAGAAAGUUCCAAUGCAGACUGGCAUUCUGCCAGGCUGUGAACCCUGCCAGAAGAAGAUGUGCCAACAUGGCACUUGUCACUCCAUCAGCCAAUCCAGUUUCACUUGUGAAUGUGAAGGAGGUUGGACUGGGACACUUUGUGACCAGCAAACCAAUGACCCAUGUCAGGGCAACAAGUGCGUGCAUGGUAUUUGUGUGCCAAUCAAUGCCUUCUCGUACAGCUGUAAAUGCCAGUUGGGUUUCAGAAAUGUGCUGUGUGAUGAGGAAGAGGAGCUGUUUAAUCCUUGUCAGAACAUCAGGUGUAAACAUGGAACAUGCAGGCUUUUGGCUCUGAGUCGGCCUUACUGUGAAUGUAACAGUGGUUACACUGGAGAGAACUGUGAUAAAGAAAUCUCCUGUCGAGGAGAACGCAUCCGAGAUUACUACCAGAAACAGCAAGGCUAUGCCGCAUGCCAAACAACCAAAAAGGUCUCACGGUUAGAGUGCAGAGGUGGGUGUGACAACGGACAGUGCUGUGGGCCUCUGAGAAGCAAACGGCGGAAAUACAGUUUUGAAUGCACUGACGGCUCUUCAUUUGUGGAGGAGGUGGAGAAGAUUGUGAAAUGCGGCUGCUCACGCUGUUCUUUGUAAAAGCUUCAAACGCUUGCCCCUUUUCAAAACAAUGUGCGCCUGGUGACUGUGUGGGACGUAUGUUGCUUUCGUGCUGGAGAUAUUUGAAUUAUAUUGUAAAAUACAGAACAGACUUAUUUUUAUUAUCAGAAAAUGACUAUUUUCUUCAUUUACAAAUACAUUUCAAGUCCUUUUGACUGAAAGUUGUUGCAAAACACAUAAAAGUACCUGUCAGAAGCCAAACUGUUUUGACUUUUCCUGACUCAGUGUGAGGAAACUCUCUAUAAUUUGACAUCUAGCGGACAAAAUAAAAUCUAAAGGAAGAUUGUGCCACUGAAGAAGAUGUCCGUCCAUCUUUGAAACAGGGACAUGGAUUUAACUGUGCUGAAAGGAAAUGAAACCAAGAAUGUGCAUCGAUGAAGAAGACCUGGAACUUCCGCUGUCAUUUUAUAUCUUGAUUACGUGAACAGCAAUUUUUCUUUUUCCCGGUAUAAUGUGUAUGUUAGCAUAAUCGAGCUUACAAAGUGUUUUAGCAAGCCUUGUUUCCAGUAUUAAUUCUUUGUAAUAUAACUAUAAAUGGGGGACUAUACAACAGAUAGAGAAUUGAUGUAUGGAUUACUUAGUUGGAUAAAGUUUUGUGGUUUUCUUUUGAAAUGAGUUUAUGCAGUAUUCAAAAUAUCAUUAAGAAGUAUUUAUUGUAUCAAGAAAAACUUGUACCUAACUUUGCUAGAACUUCUCUUUCACUCCAUUUUUGAAUCUUUAAUAUAUAUUAAUUUAUAUUUCAUUCUCAUAUUUUUGUAUGUUAAAAACGUUAAAAAAAUGAUUGCAGUUUUUUUUAUUUUUAUUUUGGGGGGGAUAGAGUAACUAACAUUCUAGCAUGUCCUCUCGGGUGAAUUGUGUUGUUAACUUUUUGAUCAGUUGUGUCUCCUGUACUUUUGACCAAUGACAUUGCUUUGGUUUACAAAGCGUGGGAAAUAACCUCAGCCUAACGGUGUCAGAUGUAACAAUCCAGUGUAUAUUUUGUGAAAUUCUGCUGAAUUUGUACGUUUACCGGUGAAAUAAUGAUCUCCUUGACAAACUU
Mobula hypostoma (lesser devil ray) is the source of this 6574-nucleotide messenger RNA. It is a transcript of the gene slit2, whose product is annotated as slit homolog 2 (Drosophila). Gene Ontology annotation, biological process: retinal ganglion cell axon guidance; negative regulation of cell growth; negative chemotaxis. The transcript has 36 exons. The record is from RefSeq and is a predicted model, not a curated record. Gene Ontology annotation, molecular function: calcium ion binding; heparin binding; Roundabout binding. Lineage: Eukaryota; Metazoa; Chordata; Chondrichthyes; Myliobatiformes; Myliobatidae. The coding region runs from base 928 to 5514 and encodes 1528 amino acids.